Messenger RNA from Suncus etruscus (white-toothed pygmy shrew), 4990 nucleotides. It is a transcript of the gene NWD1, whose product is annotated as NACHT and WD repeat domain containing 1. Bases 153 to 4847 code for a protein of 1564 amino acids. Gene Ontology annotation, molecular function: protein binding. The transcript has 19 exons. Lineage: Eukaryota; Metazoa; Chordata; Mammalia; Eulipotyphla; Soricidae. The record is from RefSeq and is a predicted model, not a curated record.
UGGCUGCUGUGGCCACCGAGUCUGCGUCUGCAGCAACAUGGGGAGACCAGCGGAGCAGCUGAGGGGUGGCUGAGGGGGGACCUAGGCCCCGAGCCUAGGUGCCACGGCAGAGGGAGGGAAGAGCAGUAACGAGGCCAAGACGAAAUGGAGACAUGGAGGCAGAGAGGGAAACCCUGCACAGCAGCGCCUGCCCUGAGGUGCGAACCUUCUGCCAGAAGCAAGGGCUGAUGUUUGAGGUCGUGGACCUGCACUGGGGGGUCCGAAGUGCCGAGGCCGCUGAGCUCAUGACCCCUGAGCUCUGCCAGGAAGAGCUUGAACGCUGCCAGCAGACUUCUCGGGGCCCCUCCUUUGUGGCACUGCUGGGGAACCAGUAUGGGCCCUGCCCGCUGCCUAGACUCAUCGAAGAAAAGGAGUGGGAGGUGCUGAGGGCGCAGCUGGCAGCCCGGCCCCGAGACCUGGAGCUGCUGGCCCGGCACUUCCGCAAGGACGAGAACGCGGUGCCCCCCACCUUCCUGCUGCAGGCACCCGCCGGGGGUGAGCCCCGCAGCCCCGAGGAGCCGGGUCUGGGCUCUGUGCUGUGUGCUGCGGCCCAGGACGCGCUCCAGCAGGGCCUCAUAUCCUUGGAGCAGUGUGGACGCUUCCAGUGCUCAGCCAUGGAGCAGGAGCUGGAGCUGGGCGCGCUGGGCGCGGAGGGCGAGCAGGGGGCCACCGUGUUCCUGCGGGAGAUCCAGGACCUGCAGCGGCACCUCCUGGACGACUGUGCCCUGCGCCUGGUGGACCGGCUGCCCGACGGCUGCCUGGACGAGGAGGCGCAGGAGCGCCUGGGCCGCCUCAAGGAGCGCCUGGCCACCGCGUGCCCGGGCGCGCUCAAGGCGCACCAGCUGCCCUGGAGCCGAGACCUGGUCAACCCCAAGAACAAGGCCCACGGCCGCUACCUGCGGGAGCUGGGGGAGCAGUUCGUGGCCAGGACCAACCACCAGGUGCUGGAGCGGCUGCGGGAGGCCGAGCAGGCCGCGGCGGCCCAGCCCGAGUUUGCCUGGCUCUUCCAGGAGAUCCGCCAGCACCUGGCACUGGGCGCCGAGGCCACCCGCGCCUUCUGCGGCCGCCAGGACCUGCUGGCACAGCUGGGCCAGUGGCUGCGGCUGCAUCAGGAGGUCCCGCACCCCCCGCUUCUGCUCUGGGGACCCCCGGGCGUGGGCAAGACGACACUGAUGAGCCGCUUGGCCGAGCAGGUCCCUGCCAUGCUGGGCCCCAAGACGGUGACGGUGCUGCGGCUCCUGGGCACCACGGGGCUGAGCCGUGAGGCCGGUGCGCUCCUGCGAGGCCUCACCUGCCAGGUGUGCCUGGCCUUUGGGCUGCCCCCGCCUCCCGCCCAGGUGCUGGGCGCCCGGGCGCGCCUGGUGUCCUUCUUCCAUGCGCUCCUGCACACUGUGUCUGGCCGCCGCUUCGAGUCCCUCGUCAUCCUGCUGGACUCGCUGGACGAUGUGGACGGAGGAGGCUGGGCGCACCGCGGGCUCUGGCUGCCGGCCCAGUGCCCCCCGCGUGUCCACCUCAUCCUUUCGGCCUGCUCGGGCCCUCGGGGGGCCCUGGACGCCGCCCUCCGCAAGCUGCCCGGCGCCGACAGCUGGGAGGUGCCCCCGCUGCCCGCCCAGCAGGCCCAGGAGCUGGUGCACAGGCUGCUGACAGCCGCCAGGCGCACGCUGAGCCCCCGGCAGAGGGACGUGCUGUGGGCCAGCCUGCCCGAGUGCGGCCACCCUGGGCGGCUACGGCUGGCCUUCGAGGAGGCCCGGUCCUGGGCGUCCUUCACGGUGCCCGCACCCUUGGCAGCCACGCCCGAGGAGGCCACGCACCAACUGUGCGCGCGACUGGAGCAGACCCACGGGCGGUUGCUGGUGGCCGCUGUGCUGGGCUACCUGGCCGCUGCCAGGCACGGGCUGUCAGAGCCAGAGCUGAAGGAUGUCCUGUCCCUGGACGAUGAGGUCCUGCAGGCUGUGUACCGGGACUGGACGCCGCCCAGCCGGGAGCUGCUGCGCUUCCCGCCGCUGCUGUGGGUGCGUCUGCGCCGGGACCUGGGCCACUGCCUGGCGAGGCGGCCUGUGGACGGUUUCAUGCUGCUGGGCAUCGCCCAGAGGCAGCUGGCUGAGGUGGUCCAAGCACGCUACCUGUCGGGGCCUGAGCGGGCCAAGAGGCACGGGGUGCUGGCGGACUUCUUCUCGGGGACCUGGAGCCAGGGCACCAAGAAGCUCAUCACGCUGCCACUGCUGGGGAAGCCGCUUAACCUGGACCGCAAGGUGGCCGAGCAGCCACUGUGGUUCUCAGACUCGGUGCCCAACAUGCGUAAGCUACAGGAACUGCCGCUGCAUCUGCUCGGCGCUGGCCGUGUCCAGGAACUGAAGCAGGAGGUUCUGGGCAGCAUGAGCUGGAUCUGCUGCCGUGGCAUAUCGGGGGGUCUGGAGGCGUUGCUGGAUGACUUUGCCCUGUGCGCAUCCAGCCUGGACUGCCCGGAGGUAGACCUGAUCCACGGUGCCCUCCAGAUGUGCCGCCCAGCUGCCGAGCUCCGGGGCCUAGACAAAACUCUCCUGUACACGGAGCUCCUGGCCCGGCUGCUGUACUUUGCGCCCAGUCACCCGGCCCUCGUGGGGCCACUGUGCCAGGAAGCACAGAGCUGGUUCCGCCACUGCACAGACCCCACCCUGGUGCCUCUCGCUGGCUUCCUCCAGCCCCCCGGGGAUCCCCUCCAGGCCACCCUCACGGGCUGUCACAAAGGCAUCAUUGCUGCGGCGUGGAGCCUGGAGCAGCGGCGGCUGGUGCUGGGCACCCAGGAUGGCACUAUAGCCGUGUGGGACACCGAGGACUGGCAGACGGUCCACAUCCUGACUGGACACACAGGUCAGGUGAAGGCAUUGAGAGUGUUGGCCGGGGGCAGCCUCGCCAUCUCCGCAUCCCGAGACCACACACUGCGCCUCUGGGAUCUGCUGUCGGGGCAGGAGAGAUUCACUCUGCAGGAUGGUGGCUCCCAGGAUGCGGCCGAGCCUCAGGCUUGCAGCCUGCAUGUGGACGAACCCCGGCGAGUGCUGUACUCUGUGUCUGGCUGCACGGUCAGUGCCUGGAACCUGGCAUCGGCUGAGCUGCUGUUCCGGAUCACAGGGGAUGCCAGGGACCCCUGGGUGUGCGCAGCCCUCCUGCCUGCCAGGUCCACACUGCUGGCUGUGUCUGCGGGCCGCCUAGUCAGUUUGUGGGACUCGGCCUCGGGAGGGCGGCAGGGCUCACGGCCACUGUCCAGUGUCACAGACGAAGAGCCCACAUGCGCGGUGGCACUGCCCGGAAGGGGCGUAUUGGCUGUGGGGCUCAGCCAGGGCACCCUCAGCCUGGUCUCCCCUGACCAGGACAAGCUGCUGGAGAAGCUUCCGGAAGCGGCGACAUUCCUGGUGGUCUCUGAAGACAACUCCCUCCUCGGGGCAGCCUUUGGCAGGUCCGUGCGCGUCUUCUUGGCUGACUCCCAGGGCUUCCGCCACUUCAUGGCCACGGACCUGAGCCACGAAGACACAGUGGGGGCUGCCGCCUUCGGGCCCCAGAACAACCUGCUGGUCACGGGGUCCCAAGAUGGGCUCAUUCAGGUGUGGAGCCUGUCGGAGCAGGGGGCGCUGCUGGCCGUGCUGGAGGGUGUCGGGGCGGCCGUGAGCCUGCUGGCCAUAGGCGGGACUCUGGUGGCUGCGGCCUCGCAUCAGUCAUCCACCGUGAAGGUCUGGGACCUCAGCUGCACACCACUGCCCGGGCCUUGUGCACCCUUCCCGGACAGGACGGGGCUCACGGCUGUGUCCCACAACGGAGCCUUUGUCUAUUUCCCCAAAGUCGGGGACAGGAACAAAGUCACCAUCUGGGACGUGGCUGAAGGCGCAGAGCAAGACGCUGUGGACACGUCCAGCGAGGUGUCCUGCCUGGAGGUGGCGGAGCGGACGAAGCUGCUGCUGGCGGGGCUGGUGUCGGGCGUGGUGCUGGUCUUCCCGCUGCUGUCCCGCCACGACGUGCUGUGCAUCCCGCCGCCCGAGGCCCGGCGUGCGGUGCGCUGCGUGGCCCUGAGCAGGGACGAGAGGCGCCUGGCCAUCGCCUACGACCACACGGUGCUGGUGCUGGACGUGAGCCCGGGCGAGCCGUUCGCCGUCAUCGACGGCCCCGUCUACACCUUCUACACGCAGCUGCCCGAGCCGCUGGUGCGAGCCGCGGUGCUGGCCGACAGCCGCGUGCUCUACGGCCUGGGCGACGGCGGCCUCUACCUCUACGAGUGUGCCAGCGCCCGGGUGGCCGCGCUGGACACGCUCGGGGGCGGCCGGGCCACCUGCCUGGAGCUCAGCCACGGCGAGCAGCUGGCGGUCAGCGGGUCCGAGGAGUCGCGGCUGUUCCUGUGGGACCUGCAGGCCUGCGUGUGUGCCCUGGAGCUCGGCUACUCGAGCCCCUACUGCAGGGGCGUGCAAUGUGCCUGCUUCUCCCAGGACGACAAGUACGUCUUUGCCGGCCUCAAGGACCGCUCUGUCAUCGUGUGGAGCGUGCGGGAUGGCUCCCUCCUGGCCGUGCAGUUCGUCCACGCCGUGGUGAACCGCAUCGUGCCCACGUCCAAUGGCUUCAUCGCGCCCAGCAGACACGGCCGCCUGGUCCGCCUUCGCUUCCAGUGCCCGGCCGCCCGCGUGGCGCAGGACCCGCUCAGGAACUUCAAGAAGGCCGCGUGGAAAGUCAAGUGGAGGCAGCGGGAGGAGCUGGCGGCUGGUGAGGGUGGCUCGCAGGACGCUGAGGGCCCCAAGGACACCGAGACCAAGGGCCACCGUCGCUCCCAGGUCUGCCUGCUGCUGUGAGGGGCCACGGGAGGCCAGUUUCUCUGCCUCUGAGCUCCCCCAAAAAAGUCAUCUUAGAGGGUCCCAGCUGCCCAGGGUGGACAUCCUGCAGUCUGUCCAGCUCCUUCUUUAACGACUUCCCAGGACAUAGCAGAGCCCAAGAG